CCUCACUUCCUCACUCAGAGGGGACAGACAGUGAGGCAGGGAGAGGAGGCAGGAGCUGCCCAUAAAUUGCUCUGGAAAAGGAGAGGGGAGAGACAGAGCUGGAAACAGAACAGAUGCAUUGGCAGGAGCAGAGUUGAGUGGUUUUCUCUCUCCCUCCUGUCUCUCUUUUGUUGUGUCGGUACAAUAAAAAUCUGAUGGACAUUGACAUUGACCACCACCACCACCUCACUGCGAGCCUCUCAUCCCCAGUCUGUUUGCCGGAGCUGCUUGUGCGACAGCUAUCAGCAGGCUAGCGGGGGCUGCAAGGCUCUGUGGCAGCGAAAAGAGGAGGAAAAAAAGGAGGAGGGGCUGUGGUGAGCUGGUGGGCUUCCUCUGCCUCACAGACACAUUUUAUUGACUUGCUAAUUGGAUGAGGCACUCGGAGGAGAGGAUGCGGUGACCGAGAGGAGCUGCUCUCCAGAGGAGGAAUACAGGCGCAAGGAAGCAUUGCUCAGGCUGCGUAAAUCUGGCUUCUUCAUCUUUUAAUUUAAAUUUUUUAUUCUGGAGACAUAACAACAGAUGUUUUUUUCAGCAUCUCCCAGUGACCCUCGCACCGUGCAUUCAUAAUUUUAUGCAUGACAUUGUCGAACGGAGGCUCCAGCUGCCAGACGCUUCGUGACAAGUGAAUGAUUUCCAUUUUGAUUUGUUUGCACCCUGUUCCCUUUAACCUGUUUUUUUUUCUUGGACUCAUCAGCUGGAGCUUUAUUUUUGUCAGCCUUAUGUGAUGUGCCGUUUGAUUUGAAUGGUUAUCUGAUGGCGAGAUAAAUUCAAAUCCUAUGUACAAGGAACUGUGCAAUGGAUAUUCAUCAGGAAAAAUGAAGUCUUGUCCUGGUUGCCAUGACUGAGGUGUGCAGGUCUGGCUUGGUCAGAGAGCAGGUGGUACUGUGCUGAAGUCUGCUGUCCCAAUGAGCAAGGCAGGCAACCCACAGAGACGCACCACCUACCUCAUUUCCCUAACUCUGGUGAAGGUUGAAGCUGUGCCAGAGGAUGUAGCAGGGAACCAGAGGAAGGCAAUUCCAGAGGGGGAAGGGAGCCCUAAGAAGGAGGAGGAGGAUGCCCCGGAAAAAGGGGAAGGACUUGUGUGUAUACAAGUGGGGGAAAAAGAAAACACACAGGUGGAAGAAGAAGUGGAACAGGUGCAGCAUGGCAAGUAUGGCAGCCCCACUGAGAACUGGGGAAAGCCUGAAAGUAGGGAGACUCAUGGACACCCAAAAGAGAUUGUAUCAGUUGGUAAAAGCAAAGACACUUUUUUUGUACAUCCACCUGUUAGGCAAAUGGUCAAAGUGUAUGGAGGAACUACCUCUGAGGGAACUGUGCGCAGAGAGGGGCCUCGCUCAGACGCCAUGCGCCCUAAGACGGAGCUCUACAGAGAGCCUCCCGUGCUCUUCCUAAAGGGUGAAAAUGGAGCAGACCAGAACAGUCGCUCACGUUGCAGCCUCCCUUUUUCCAUCCCGCCACAGGUCAGCCAGCGCCCUGAAGUCCUGAUGAGGUCACAUGCAGGAGGCAACUCUGCAUGCUGGAGGGAACUCAGAGAGGCCAAUACAAGCCUGUAUCACUCUGCUAGGACUUUGGAUCGAAGGGAUAACCGUUUUGGGGACCAGUCCCCCUUAAUGGCAGCUACAACUCUGGGGCCUUACAGGGCGUCCUGGGCAGACAGUGACGGCAGGGGCACGCUCAUUCGCCCCGGAGCUCCCAUCAGCGGAGGAUUUUCCGGCAUAAUGGCUAGGGACAGCCCUCAAGGGGAGAGAUUUAAGACAGUCUCUGUUUCCUUGCCUGCACCUCCUGUCACCGAUGUGUCCAGGCCUCAAAGAAAAAGUACAAGUCGUACCCUGGACAACAGCGACCUACAUUCCCUCUCUGAGGACCUGAAGAAGGGGAAGGAGGGCCAGGGAGGAACAAUCCAGCGCGCUCCUCCCCGUGACCGAAAGAUGCUCAAGUUCAUUAGUGGCAUUUUCACCAAAAGUACAGCGGUGCCAGCCAGCGUCAGCACCGCACCUCCUCUCUAUCCAGCUGUGGAAAGGGGAUCGAGUGAGGAGGAAGCUGCAUGCACCAGUAGUCAAGAAUGGACCAUGAGCCAAACUAUACAAGAGCUUCACCUGGGUGUUUUGGGAGGUCUGUGCAGUGGGAAGUCCGCUCUGGUCCACAGGCACUUGACAGGAAGUUACCUGCAGCUGGAGAAUGCUGAGGGUCGCCAGUACAUUAAGGACGUCCUGGUGGAUGGACAGAGCCACGUGUUGAUAAUCAGAGAAGAAACAGAACUCCCGGGUGCUCAGUUUGCAAGUUGGGUGGAUGCAGUUAUCUUGGUCUUCAGUUUGGAAAAUGAGGCCAGCUUCCAGGAAGUUUACAGAAUCUACCACCAGCUCGCUACCCACCGGCCCAUUUCUGAGAUACCUUUCAUAGUAGUCGGCACUCAGGAUAAGAUCAGCAGCACCAACCCCAGAGUAAUAGAUGAUGCCAGGGCCAGACAGCUCUGCUCAGACGUGCGGCGCUGCACCUACUAUGAAACCUGUGCAACGUAUGGCCUCAAUGUGAACAGAGUCUUCACUGAUGCUGCUCAGAAGAUCAUGGCAGCCAAGAAGCAAGCUGCUCUACUGGCUUCCUGUAAAUCUCUCCCUAACUCUCCCAGUCACUCUGGAGGCUCCACCCCCGUGUCAGGUGUCUUUCCAGGACAGGCCAGUAACGGUGGUCAGAGCAGUGAUUACUCCUCAUCACUUCCCUCCACUCCUGUGAUCAGUCAUAAGGACAUUGGCAAAACAAUGAGAGGGGAAAAGCAAGAUAGUGCCACGCCUGGGUCAGUCCGCAGUGCCACCCGGAGACGCACCUCCAGAUUUGCGGGUCGGAGAGGCAGUGACUCAAACAGAAGGAGUGCAGACUGUAAGGGAGAUCUGGGCAGUGGACGCUCCAUUCCAAUCAAACAGGGCAUCUUGCUGAAACGCAGCGGGAACUCGCUCAACAAAGAGUGGAAGAAGAAGUAUGUCACGCUGUCCAACGACGGCAUACUGUCCUAUCACUCCAGUGUCAAUGACUACAUGCUAAAUGCUCCUGGGAAGGAGAUGGACCUGCUGCGAGUGACAGUGAAGGUGCCAGGAAAGCGACCGCCUCGUGCUGUACCUGCCAGUGGCCUUCCAGUCGGGCUCAACGGGCGCACCAAAGAUGUGCCGGGACCUGAGGGUGUCGGCCCAGUCCCUGUAAGCGCCAGCAGCCUCCUGCAAGUGGAGGAGAUGGAAGGGCUGGGUGGUGCGUUGUUCCUGAGGAGCAACCGAGCCGUGCAGCGGUGUCCCUCUACACUAUCAAACCAUGCUCAAAGUGUUGACUCUGCAGUCGAGGGUGUGUCCAGCUCCUCCUCCACCAAAGACGUAGGCUCCUCCUCACCAGUGACAGACAGGAAGAAGCAUCGCAGAAAGAAGAGCAUGAACCAGAAAGGAGAUGCAACCAUUGGCCAAGCAGAUGCCAAACGCAAACUGUGGAAACUUAAAAGCUUUGGUAGCUUAAGAAACGUAAGCAAGACAGAUGAGGAUAACUUUGACUUCGUCAUCGUGUCGAGCACCGGCCAAACAUGGCACUUUGAAGCCCAGAGUGUGGAGGAGAGGGACUCCUGGGUCCAAGCCAUUGAGAGCCAGAUCCUGGCCAGCCUGCAACUCUGUGAGAGCAGCAAAAACAAGGCUCGCAAGAACAGCCAGAGUGAAGCAGUGGUUCUGCAGGCCAUCCGCAACGCAAAGGGCAACAACUUCUGUGUUGACUGUGAUGCUCCAAAUCCAACCUGGGCCAGUCUGAACCUGGGCGCUCUCAUAUGCAUCGAGUGUUCAGGGAUGCACAGAAACUUGGGGACCCAUCUGUCACGUGUUCGCUCGUUGGACCUUGAUGAUCUGCCACGAGAGCUGACGCUGGUUCUCAGUGCCAUCGGCAACCACUUGGUCAACAGUAUAUGGGAGGCGCGCACACUGGGCCACCGUAAACCAGCACCUGAUGCUACACGUGAGGAACGGGAGUCGUGGAUCAGGGCCAAAUAUGAGCAGAAACUGUUUGUGGCGCCGUUGCCCCCUCCCACUCCUGGCGAGGGCCCAGACAUCACACUAUCUGGCCGUCUUCUGUUGGCAGUGAUGGAGCACAACCUCCCCAAGCUGCUGCUCCUUUUGGCCCACUGCACUAAGGAGGACAUUAAUGCCCCUCUCAGCCUGGCGCUCUCCUGCAGGUCGCUCUUAGCGCUAAGACUGCCUGGCUCUGCCCUGCACGCUGCCUGUCAACAGGCUGAUGUGGUGAUGACGCAGCUUCUUGUUUGGUAUGGCUUUGAUGUUCGGCACCGGGAUGCUCAGGGGCAGACAGCUCUGGUUCUGGCUCGCAGUGCUGGCAGCCAAGAGUGUGUCGACAUCUUACUUCAGUACGGAUGCCCAAAUGAACCGGCCUCCUCCUUUACCGUCGCCACAACAGUUGGUUUUGCAGCAGCCGCCAUACCCAGCUUCCCUGUUGCCAUGACGCCGAGCCUAACGGUUGCUACGACACUCAAGAUCUCGCACAAGAGCGGAGGCAGCACCAGCUUGAGUUACAGCACCUCUAGAAGAGCAGUGUCAUAAUCGAAAUGUGGUGUGUGUGUGUGUGUGUGUGUGUGUGUGUGUGUGUGUGUGUGUGUGUGUGUGUGUGUUGCUUUUCCCUCAUACUGUUCUGUACCUUCACACAGGCCUGCGGGACUGAUGAACAUGUUGCCAGAUGUUGCACUACCUGAGGUUUUAAAGGGGUGUGUGUGUGUGUGUGUGUGUGUGUGUGUGUGUGUGUGUGUGUGUGUGUGUGUGUGUGUGUGUGUGUGUGUGUGUGUGUGUGUGUGUGUGUGUGUGUGUGUGUGUGUGUGUGUGUGUGUGUGUGUGUGUGUGUGUGUCAGGGAUGAAAACAAACACUGGUAAUAACAGGCAUUUCUGCUAGAAUGAUUUAACCAAAACAAAACAACAACACAAAUUUUACCUGACUACACUUUCUAUGUAAGAUUAAAAAAACAUAAUAUUACAUCCAGAUGCCUCUGCAUUCGGAUUCAAUAGGAAUUUAUUGCAAUGUAUACCAGCUGGUAUGAUUCAUAUUUCAUAAUGCAGUCAAUAUUCAACUUUAUUCUCCACUCAGUUAAGAAUGGGAAUUUGCCUUCAGCCUCAAAUUGCUUAUCUGAGCAUAUAGGGGCCAAAAGUAAAGAACUGCAAUAACUUUAAGAUUUCAUAGACAGACGUUAACGCUAAACACAUCCACACUUCUUAACUUUAUUGAGAACGAAUGUCACAUUUAAAUCCAGAGUGCAUAUACUUUGAUCAACACAGCUGGUCGUGCAUAAAUAAUGUUGUGUAAAUUGAAAAAAAAAAACUAACUUUACAGAGGCUAAAAAAGACAGGCUGCUUUAAAGAUAAUCAAAAUAACUGUAUAGAAAUGCAUUGAUAAAAAUAUUAUAAUUCUAAAAUUGUAAAAGUGCUUAAUUUUCGAGAUUGUUAUUGUAUUAUUUGUACAGUUGGUUCUGUGUAUAAAACUCAAAGGGUUACUUGUAGCUGUUCAGACAUUUCCUGUACAGCGUCUUGAUUUGGUUUUCCUUUAACAACCCCCUGAUUAACUCUUUGAUAUCCAAGACUAAUAUUUCUAUGUUAUGUUUGUAUCACCGUGCGUGACAUGAACACUGUACAUGACGUCUGCAUUAGGACUCCAGCAGUAGCUCAUCAUCCAUACGAGUGUAAUACUAGACGUGUAAAUGCCUUGAUUUUGAUUGAAUGUAUACAAAAACAGAUCGUUUGAGUUUUUUUUAUUUCAAACACUAAUGUGUGUUUUCCAAGAUUAUACAAUUUUGAUGGACUGUCAGGGCGUUUUCAUUUUUUAAUUAACUAAUAUUAUUCAUGCUGUGACUAAUAGCAAGUAUGGUUCAGUAGAUUAAAACUCUGGUUCUGAUCUAUAAAACUGGGCCUUUGAAUGACUAUGAUUAUAUUUGUAGGUGGAUGAAAAUGAACAUGAAAUAGAGGAAGGUUGCCCAAUUUAAUAUGUUAAAAAAAUGCAUAAAAAAAACAACCCUCCUGCAGUACUGUGUGUAUUUUUGUGUUAGUCUGAAGACUACUGAGUCUACAUGUCUGUGAUGUAGGCAUCUCUCUCCAUUUGUAUUUUUUUACUCAUGCAAUGAUUCAUAGAGCAUUCAUUAUCAAUACACUAAGGCUACUGCUCAAGCUGUGGUGUUUUGUACAGA
Molecule: messenger RNA, 6235 nt
Organism: Perca fluviatilis (European perch)
Lineage: Eukaryota; Metazoa; Chordata; Actinopteri; Perciformes; Percidae
Product: arf-GAP with GTPase, ANK repeat and PH domain-containing protein 1-like
Exons: 20
Coding region: 945-4610 (1221 amino acids)
Cellular component (GO): nucleus
Molecular function (GO): GTP binding; GTPase activity; GTPase activator activity
Source: RefSeq, a predicted model, not a curated record